Messenger RNA from Lycium ferocissimum, 1302 nucleotides. RefSeq names its product F-box protein At3g07870-like. Lineage: Eukaryota; Viridiplantae; Streptophyta; Magnoliopsida; Solanales; Solanaceae. The coding region runs from base 1 to 1302 and encodes 433 amino acids. The record is from RefSeq and is a predicted model, not a curated record. The transcript is spliced from 2 exons. Gene Ontology annotation, molecular function: protein binding.
AUGUCUCUACCAUCUUUAUCCAUUGACAUCAUCUUGUCAAUUCUCGUGCUUAUCCCGGCUAGAGUGCUAAUUAAGCUUCUUGUUGCAUGCAAAUCUUGGUGUACCAUAAUAAAAAGUCAAGAUUUCAUCAAGGAACAUCUCGAGACUUCAUUUGCAACAGGUAAAAACUACAUUCUUUAUGUGCCUGUUCAUAGCAAGCCUGAAAAGACCUUCACUUUGCUUAAUCACAAAAAUUUUCAGUACGAGUCUGAAUUAAGAGUCCCCUUUGAUAUACCAGGCAUGUUGAAUUGCACUGUUGUGAAUUCUGUGAAUGGUCUAAUUUGUCUCACUAAUAAUAAAUGUUUUGGUCAUACCAUAUAUUUGACUAAUCCAUCUAUAAAUAAAUACCUGACCCUCCCCCCUUCAAGUAUUUAUCGGGAUGAAUUUGAUCUUCAGAAUAUACAAUUAAGUCUUGGGUUUGGUUAUCAUGAAAAAACCAAUGAUUUUAAAGUUCUUAGAAUUGGAUAUAUUCAACAUGAUGAUUAUGUAUGGUUAAGUGAAGAUGAUGAUGAAUAUCCAAGUACAACUCCUGAAAGACAUCAUUUUGAGCCUUGGGUUGAGGUAUUUUCACUAAAUACUAAGGUUUGGAAAAUGCUUAAACUAGGUCCUAAUUUUUCCUAUGAAGUACAUGACAUGUUUUCGGGAGUUGUUGUCAAUGGAUGUUUGCACUUGAAGGUUGUUAACACCUAUGAGGAUGAAAUUGUCCUUUUAUCAUUUCAUAUGGAGGAAGAGACAUUUCAAGAAAUUAAAUACCCAAAAUUUCAUGAUGAAGCUGGUACUCAUGAUCUAACUGAAUGUACAUGUAUUGGUGAGUUUAAAGGUAAACUCGGGCUUUUUGCAUUUUGUCCCAUGUUUGAUAAUGUAGGGAGACAACCUUGUCACUUUUGGAUCAUGGAGGAGUAUGGUGACAAAAAUUCUUGGACUUGUCAUGCUACUUUUAUGCUAGAAAGGAUAAUCCGUACGCCUUUGACUUUUACAAAAAAUGGAGAAAUUAUAAUGCAAGAUAGGCGUGAAAAGAUAUUUUGCUAUAAUUUCAACAAUAAUCAAUUGAUUGAUUUGCACAUACAAGGCGAGGGCCGUGAUUUGAAUUUUGUCAACUUCACUGAUAGUCUAGUUUUAGUUGAUCUUUAUGAUACACCAAUUGUGGAAGAAAGGAAUUUUCCUGCAAGUGGUGUUGGUGAUUUUGAUGCGUAUAUGCAUGUGGAACAAGUCAACAUGGCACAUAAAGAUGAUCCUCCAGGCGAUAUACCUAAAAAUAUUUAA